Mangifera indica (mango) is the source of this 755-nucleotide messenger RNA. RefSeq names its product HVA22-like protein c. The transcript is spliced from 5 exons. The record is from RefSeq and is a predicted model, not a curated record. The coding region runs from base 143 to 667 and encodes 174 amino acids. NCBI's taxonomy places the organism in Eukaryota, Viridiplantae, Streptophyta, Magnoliopsida, Sapindales, Anacardiaceae.
AUAUAUUCUUCUUUCUUUCUUUCCUUUAUUUGUUGCUUUACAGUUUUCACACUUUGAACUUUUCACUUGUACGUUCUCUUAAUUAGAUCUAGAACCACCUCCACACUCACACUAGCACUGGCGAAGACAGUAAAAGCAAGUAAUGGGUUCUGGGAAUUUUCUCCAAGUAGUUGCUAAGAACUUCGAUGUUCUUGCUUUGCCUCUAGUCACACUUGUUUACCCUCUAUAUGCUUCAAUAAAGGCUAUAGAGACCAAGUCUGUUUCUGAUGACCAACAAUGGCUUACUUAUUGGGUUCUGUACUCUAUGAUCACACUCUUCGAACUUACUUUUGCCAAAGUGCUUGAACUGAUUGCGAUAUGGCUUUACAUCAAGCUGAUUCUUACAUGCUGGCUGGUAUUACCACAUUUCAAUGGGGCAGCAUACGUUUAUCGGAACUUCAUUAGACCUUUCUACAUGAACCCACAAAGUGCAACUUCUAAAAUCUGGUAUGUCCCACGGAAGAAGGAUUUCUUCAGCAAACCAGAUGAUGUUCUUACAGCUGCAGAAAGAUAUAUUCAAGAGCAUGGACCAGAAGCAUUUGAAAGGCUUAUCACCAAGGCUGAGAGAGAAGAAAGGACGAGGAAGAGCAACAAUUAUAUGAUCUUUGAUGAUGAUUAUAUAUACUGAAUUUCAGUGUCCACAAAAAAUGAUGUCUUGUUUUUGUGUAUCCAGUUGUAUUGCAUUGAAAAUGAGAGUGGAGUUGAAUUGGAGAAAA